This is a messenger RNA of Drosophila willistoni, 1934 nucleotides long. It is a transcript of the gene hh, whose product is annotated as protein hedgehog. Gene Ontology annotation, biological process: regulation of gene expression; smoothened signaling pathway; multicellular organism development. The transcript has 3 exons. The record is from RefSeq and is a predicted model, not a curated record. Bases 337 to 1746 code for a protein of 469 amino acids. NCBI's taxonomy places the organism in Eukaryota, Metazoa, Arthropoda, Insecta, Diptera, Drosophilidae. Gene Ontology annotation, molecular function: calcium ion binding; patched binding.
GCAUUUGUCAAUCACAAGGCAAGCGAUACGGUUGUACGAGAGCCUGAGCCUGCAAAAACCGCUAAGAGAAAUUGAGUUUCAGUUUCUGUUUCUGAGUCGACGAGAAUUGACAAAGCAAAUUGUCAAAGUUGUGCGAAAUAAUAAGUUAAACUAACUUAAACCGAUCGUUGAGUCAAUCAUUUUUUAUUAACAACAAAAAAUAUCAAUAUCAAUAAAUAAAUAAAUCGUUUAAGAAACCAGCAGCAGAGGCUGCGGAUCUAGUGAAGUGAAGUGCUAAAUAACCAAAUAUAUUACAAUACAACAGAGGAAUAAACAGCCGAAUAAAAGCCUUUAAAUAUGGAUAGCCAAUCUAACCAAACGCCAUGGGCCAGCGCCAGUGUCACCUGCUUAUCCUUAGAUGCAAAGCGACAUAGCCAAUGCCUGGACGAUGCAAUCAAAAGCGGUCAUCAAGUCAAUUACUCACCAGCACGUUCAUUGCGCUAUAUUGCGUAUACGCAACGUUGCGGCAUCAGAUUAACCAUGCUAAUGCUAAUUAUGUGCCUAACCUUUAUGCCUGCACAUAGCUGUGGACCCGGACGGGGUCUGGGACGUCGUCGUGUCCAAAAUCUGUAUCCACUGGUGCUUAAGCAAACUGUGCCAAAUUUAUCCGAGCAUCAGCUUGGCGCCUCCGGCCCACUGGAGGGAGAAAUUCCGCGUGAUUCACCAAAAUUUAAGGAUCUAGUACCAAACUACAAUAGGGAUAUAGUAUUCAAGGAUGAAGAGGGCACUGGAGCCGAUCGCUUAAUGACCAAGCGCUGCAGAGAGAAAUUAAAUGCCCUGGCCUAUUCUGUGAUGAACGAAUGGCCCGGUGUACGUUUGCUGGUAAUCGAAAGCUGGGACGAGGAUCACGAUCAUGGCCAGGAAUCGUUGCACUACGAGGGACGUGCAGUGACCAUUGGGACCAAUGAUCGCGAUCUAUCGAAAUAUGGCAUGCUGGCUCGUUUGGCUGUUGAGGCUGGUUUCGAUUGGGUUUCCUAUGUCAGUCGACGUCACAUCUAUUGCUCCGUUAAGUCAGAUUCAUCAACCAUUUCGCAUGUCCAUGGAUGUUUCACACCCGAGAGCACAGCCCAAAUGGAGAAUGGCGAAAAGAAGCCGCUCAGUCAGCUCUCCAUUGGAGAUCGAGUACUGAGCAUGGGUUCAAAUGGCCAGCCAGUGUAUAGUGAAGUAAUACUCUUCAUGGAUCGCAAUCUGGAGCAGCUAGAGAACUUUGUCCAGCUGCACACAGAUGGUGGAGCCGUAUUAACAGUGACCCCGGCACAUUUAAUUAGCGUAUGGCAGCCGGAUAGCCAGCAGCUUAACUAUGUGUUUGCGGAUCGCGUAGAAGAAAUGAAUUAUGUUCUAGUGAAUGAUGUAGUCACUGGUGAAUUGCUACCACAGCGGGUCAUCAAAGUAACCUCUGUCCAUAGCAAGGGCGUGGUUGCUCCACUCACACGUGAGGGCACAAUUGUGGUGAACUCUGUAGUUGCCUCUUGUUAUGCGGUGAUCAAUAGCCAAUCUUUGGCACAUUGGGGAUUGGCUCCAAUGCGGCUAUUGUCUUCCCUACAGUCAUUAAUGCCAGCCAAGGGUCAAUUAAGGACGACAUCGUCAGCUACGCAGCCAACCAAAGAGGUGUCCAGGGCGGAGCAGCAGAACGGCAUUCAUUGGUAUGCCAAUGCUCUCUACAAGGUGAAGGACUAUGUCUUACCCAAGAGCUGGCGACACGAGUAGACAGCCCGCAGGGGGGAAGAAGGCACGGCGAGAGGAAUAUCGUAAAUUGGGAACGCUAAUUGUAUUAUAUUUUGUAGUUAUGUAUACAUAUGCCUAAUAAUAACUGUAUUUCAAUGUUAAAUCGAUACUAUUUAUUUAUCAAAAACCGACAAACACAAAAAAAAAAACAUAAAAAAACACGAACAAAA